This is a messenger RNA of Orbilia oligospora ATCC 24927, 1581 nucleotides long. RefSeq lists its product as uncharacterized. NCBI's taxonomy places the organism in Eukaryota, Fungi, Ascomycota, Orbiliomycetes, Orbiliales, Orbiliaceae. Gene Ontology annotation, molecular function: protein binding. The record is from RefSeq and is a predicted model, not a curated record. The transcript has 6 exons. The coding region runs from base 1 to 1581 and encodes 526 amino acids.
AUGUCUUGUCCACAUAUCUGGAAAGACGCCCUAAGCGGCAAACUGAAUGAAGUCACCUUAAAAGAGUACAUGAGAUCCGGUGAAGACAUCAAUGGUCGAGCCACAGCAAGGAGCUACACACCACUCAUGGGCGCAAUCCUAAAGGGCCAUGAGAAAGUAGUUCAAGUCCUUCUUGAUCACGAGGCAAGGGUGGAUAUCCGGGCAGAAGAUGACUCAACUGCUCUAUGGUUGGCUACCUCGACGUCUACAAAGCACUCAUCUUCAAUCGUUGAGCAAUUGCUUCGUAAGCGGCCGGAUUUGAAUGUAGUUCCAAGAAAAGGAACUGGGAAUACGCCGCUAAUGCAAGCCAUUGUGCAACUGAAAAAUGAAAAGAUUGUCAGUAGAUUGGUUGAUGAGGGCGCCAACCUGGAGAUGACAAACAGUGAAAAAAAGACAGCAAAGGAGCUUGCGGCGGCGCAGUUUAAUAGUAGGCUUCUAUAUGCGUUGUUGCCAGCCGAACAGAGAGCAAGUAAACGGGCAUCUGUUAUGCAAAACUUUCGUGCUUUUAUUAGCCAUAUUAUUUGGGUUGUGAAUACGGCGGCCGGCGAGGGCAUGGGUAUUAUGAGAGCUGUAUUAGGAAUAAGUGGACGGCGCGCGAUUGAUGACCCGCUGCUGAAUAACCUAGUCCCCAAGGAACUUGUUAUAACCCGUGAAGAACUGAAUCGCUCAACGGGUGCCGGUGAACCACCGGCCAAGUCUAUGGAAGAUUGCAUGACCUUCGCGGAUUUCGAAAAAAGUGUACUUGACAUUGUCGACACUAUGGGAUUGAACCGAUUCUUUCCACAGAACAGCGACAAACUUCAACGGUUAACCCACGGACUUGUAAACUUCAGAAAAAGUAAUAGCAACUUGAACACUCCCGAGAAUCUGCGCGGCUUGGCUACACUAUCUUUGUAUAAAACCAUCAUUCUUUGCGACGACAGCGGUUCCAUGUGUGCAAAUACGACUGCCAAUAGCUCCAUAACUCGUAUCAAAUCUCAGAACAACAUCAUUGGACGCAUCGCCGAUAUGACUAGUAUACUAAUGCCGGAUGACGGUGGUACAUACGUACGAUUUCUCAAUAGACGAGUAAACUGGGAAAGAAUGUCCAAAGAUGAACUUUUCCACAAAUUGGAUAUCAUCGACCCCGACGGUGGCACACCCCUUGGGGCUGCGUUCAAACGGGAAGUGGUUGAUCCAUUCGUCGCUAGCACUAUCGAAGCCGGGAAGCAACUUGAUUCUCCAUACCUCAUUUGUGUCGUUACCGAUGGUGCUCCAAAUCGUGGCGAAGACCAGGUCUUUAUCCAGGAAUUAAAGAGAUGUCUGAUGAUGCUCGAGGAUAAUGGAUAUGGUGACAGGGUUGUAUCUUUUGUCAUUAGCAGAAUUGGCGACGAUAGGUCCGCAGACAGGUUUAUAACACAACUCGACGAUAUGGCCGAAUUCCCAGAUAUGGUUUAUGUCUGCCGCGAUCAAAUUGAUGAGGGAAUUGGAGGAGAAGGCCUGAGCGAUGCUGCGCUAGAGAUGAGACUUUUCGAAAUUCUUACCACUCCACUGUUGAAGUAA